GUCUUAUUUUUGGGAGCCCGAGCAGGUUCACUCCUCUAAGCGUUCAUUUGAUUGCUCCUUAAUGGCCGCAUCGGACGGAACAUUCGUCCAAAUGGUUGACGGCUUUUACGAGAGCCGGCCGCUGUCUUUCAUGAGAUGAAACAUCACUUUGUUUGCCAGGCCCUUCAGCAAAUUCACAUUUUAGGAACCAAUCGUUGAUCCAGAUGUCCAUGAGGUGGUGCCGACUCACAGGCCGGACGUGAAGCUUGACCCAAACAAAUAUAUUUGCACUAUUUCGGAAUCUACAAUCCGUGAAAUUUGUUACACCGCCCUGUGGGCUUUAUGAUUGGGCUGAGGGCUUUAAAUCCACAAUGCUCUCAGGGUUGUUCCCAGAGAGAAAACUUUCAUGAAAAUGGCCACAGCUGAGGAACUUAAUCAAUAAAUAUGUCGGGAUAUUGCCGCAAGCUCCAAGCAAAACAAAACUCGACUUGCUUGGACAAGCCAGCCUGACUUCUGACGUCACAUUGUUUACUAAUUCCUUCUUGGACAUGAAAUGGUAGUGAAAGUCAUCGGGGUGACUCGCUGUCAAGGAUUCGAUAUCCUAGUGACCCCACAAGGUGGACAACCGUGGAAAAACAAACAAAAAGGAUACAGCAAGUAGAUAAAUGCUUCGGGAGUUGGAGAGAACCACACUGCCUCCUUGUGUGGGCUUUGUGAAUUGCAGCCUGUUUAUGCAGUUAUACAACAAUGCUUUGCAUAUGUAAGAAAACAAAAAUCCCGAUUCAUGAAUUAAUCGUUGUUUCCAUUCUUUCUCUUCAUUGCUGCAGCUGUCGUGUUUGCAGGCUGGGCCUUUUUUGAAAAUCAAAUUCCCCGACCCGGUGAGUGUACGUACGGCCAUGCAAAUAAGAACCCUUGUGGUGUUUUUCCAUCACCUCUUCAGGUUUUCAUCCUUGGUCAUGGAAAAUGAUGGAGUUUGUCUUGGACUGUGACAGGAGGGUCACCUGGCAAUUAAUUGCAAUGUGGCCGUGUAGGACUUACGCACCCAGAAAGUUCGCAGAAAUGGGAUUUCUGAGGUACCAGUCGGAGCUCCUGAGCCCGAUCGUCCUCGAAGAGAAGCAGACAAGGAGGGAUAACCCGUCGUCACCAACCAAAACUUUGCAUCGGCAUUUGCAUAACUUCCAUUCACGCUGCCAAGGAGAAUUUGGGCUUUGCUCAACCACCUGUCUCGACGUUGUCCAGACAAUCACAGGUGGAUGGCCAUUAAGUGACUUUCCCCACGUUUACGGCGGCCAUGUGGAAAACGAGACGCAUUUCACUCCCCGGUGGAUUAUGUUGCUUCCUCAAGGACCCGCUGGAGGACGUGGAUUCUUGGAGCGAGUCGGUGGACAAUGUCCUCACUUGUAAAACCGCUCUGUUAGCUUUCCGAGAGUUCUUACGCUCAGAACACAGCGAGGAGAACAUCUUGUUCUGGAUGGCGUGUGAGGAGUAUAAAAGAAUUAAGAACGUGCCAGAGAUGAUCUCCUCGGCCAACAGGAUCUACUCGGAGUUUGUUCAAACGGAAGCACCUAAGCAGAUCAACAUCGACGGCGGGACCCGGGAAAAAAUCACAUCCAACAUCUCGCAACCGACGUCGACUUCAUUCGACUCGGCCCAGAAGCUCAUCUACUCGCUGAUGGCCAGAGAUUGCUACCCACGCUUCCUCAAGUCGGACAUCUACCGAGGACUCCAAAGGAGAGCUGACGUAAGGUGACCGAUUUCGAGCAAAAAUGGCCUUCUUCUCGCUGUGGGUGUCUGAAAUGUUCCUGAGGUUUUCUUCCUGUAGACGGUUUUCAGCUUGCAUAACACACACCGAAUUCUUUGUUACAUAACACGGAGGAAGGAAUUUUACCUCCUCUCGGAUCGACAAGGUAAUUUGUUGAUACCACAAAGGGGAACUUUUAUUUUACAGCCGGUUCUGCUUUCUUUUUUUGUUCUCUUUUGAUGAGUCCAAUAAGAAAAAUUGGACACAAUGCAUAUGAAGGCCAUAUUUGAUUUCAACAAUGUCUUAGCAUGAGCAAGUGUGACAAUCAGCACAUACAAAUAAAGACGCCUGAAAGUUUUUGCCGUGUAUGUGAUUGUCCGAAAAGAACGUCACCGUCGAGACGUGUUGUCGCUUUAUCUCCACCAGCUGGAUCUGAAUCCUUCUCGUUUCAGUUUUAAGACGUGACACGAGUCAUGUGACCUCAAUUAGACAUUUUCCAAAACAGGCCCAUCAAAUAUGUUCUCUGUGCAGCAAACAUUUGCCUAUUUGCUUUCCACCGCCAGAUUUGCAUCUCCAGACGUGACAUCAAACAUCUCAGUCACGACGUAGCGUCCUAGUUGCAUUUGCGUAAUUCUCAACUUCCUCUUUUACUUGCGGUCGGCGCAAAAUGACACCGUGACGCUCGCAGCUGACUUCUGCUGCCCGUAUAAAAAGUGGACAGAUGAACGAAAAAGUGUGAAACUUAUUUGGAGCUGCUCGACGCCGGCCCGUACAUGCGUUCCUCAUCAAGUACAUGCCACAUGUCGAGUCCGGUCACCUCAUCGACGAGAGGGCACAGCAUGGACACGGACAAAAAAAAACAAGCAGCUAAGAGGGAAGAAAGCCUCAAGUCUCGACUGCAGCGCAAAUCAUUUCAAAG
Molecule: messenger RNA, 2639 nt
Organism: Syngnathus typhle (broad-nosed pipefish)
Lineage: Eukaryota; Metazoa; Chordata; Actinopteri; Syngnathiformes; Syngnathidae
Product: regulator of G-protein signaling 21-like
Exons: 5
Coding region: 1271-1729 (152 amino acids)
Source: RefSeq, a predicted model, not a curated record